This is a messenger RNA of Branchiostoma belcheri (Belcher's lancelet), 1080 nucleotides long. RefSeq names its product ficolin-1-like. The transcript is spliced from 6 exons. NCBI's taxonomy places the organism in Eukaryota, Metazoa, Chordata, Leptocardii, Amphioxiformes, Branchiostomatidae. The record is from RefSeq and is a predicted model, not a curated record. The coding region runs from base 1 to 1080 and encodes 359 amino acids.
AUGCAGGCAGUAGAUGAAGUCCGGGCUGUACCACGUCUUGAGCAAAAACCUACUGACUCUAUCGGGUCUCAUGUUGAGCUGCCCCUCACUCCAAACUCUAGCCACCAGGGUGAAAUGGCAGGGCAGGAAAUACCCAUGUCACAACUGAACGGAGACACAACAGACAACAAGGAAUCUACUCGAAACACUGAACAACCACGAGAUGGUCAAGACGUGGCUAAAGAAAGUUCUCAGAUGGUCUCCCGCCUCUAUGGAGACACAACUGAUAUCAAGGAGACGGUUUCACCAUCUAACGGAGAAGAGAAACCCAGAGUGAUGUCAGAACUUUGUGCUUGUGGAGAUCCGACAGAUCCAGACGCUUUGACACGGCUCUAUGAGAACUCAGAGAACAAGAAACAAUAUGAUGAGGACAAGCAGUCAACGUCUGUGUUGUACCAGGCAGGGACCCCACCCGAUGAAGGGGACCAAAUUGGAGACAUGUCUGCCACAGGUGCACGUGUCAUCAACGAAGCCCCAGGAAAAUGCCGUGACUGUGCUGAGAUCUACGAGGGAGGAUCCACAACAAGCGGCGUUUACCUCGUCACCCUGCAGAACAACACACCUGUGGAGGUCUACUGCGACAUGGACACUGACGGCGGGGGUUGGACUAUUAUCCAGCGCCGGAUUGACGGGACUGUCCCGUUUAACCGUACCUGGGAGGACUACAAACAGGGGUUCGGGAACAAGGACGGGGAACACUGGCUGGGGAACGACAACAUCCACCUCCUGACCAACCAGAAAGACUACAGGCUGCAGCUCUUCUUUCUUAGCCAGCGCAAACAAAAAAACUUAACCUUCACUUGCAGUCGAGGUUUCUUUAAGGUAUCCAAUGAAAAGAGUAACUACACACUGGAUUAUAGAAAGGGCAAACCUAGUGGAGCCUGUGAUCACCUCAUCAAGUCAGCGUUUCGACAAGCGUUCUCUACUGUGGACAGGGACAAUGACAAUCUCCCCUUCAGCUGUGCUAAGCUCUAUGGAGGAGGGUGGUGGUAUACUUAUGUUAUGUUCAGCGUUCCAAGAGACAAAAUGCUGGCCGAAUAA